AUGCCUUUUUUUGUGAACCCGUUUAAAAAGCACGAUGCCCCGGAAUACCCAGGGGUGUUAAUCCCUCUGGCCGAGGAGCAAAACACGCAGUCGCCGGUCGACGAUGACAAAAACCUUGAUGCAGGUUCGGCAGAAAAGGGGUCAAUUCAGACCACCCGUGCUACGACGUUAACCAUCGAGGCACUGAGAGCAGAGAUCGAAAAUGACGUGUCUGUAUCUGGCCACGAGAGCGCAUAUGAUCGGAAAUCCAAGGUCAUUAACCGGGCUAUCCAGGAUAUUGGAAUGGGCCGAUACCAGUGGGAAUUGUUCGCUUUGUGUGGAUUUGGUUGGACCGCAGACAAUCUUUGGCUACAGGGCGUUGCACUUACCUUACCACCGCUCUCCGCGGAAUUCGGGAUCAGUGAAUCCCAUGUACGAUUCACAACCUGCGCGUUGUUCAUCGGAUUAUGCCUCGGCGCAGUGUUUUGGGGAACCGCUUCGGAUAUCAUUGGCCGGCGUUUGGCUUUUAAUAUGACCCUGUUUCUUUGUGGUGCCUUUGGCAUAGCAGCUGGCAGUGGUCCAACAUGGGUUGGUGUCUGGUGGCCUAUUGGCCAAUUAAUCGGAAGUCUCGUGGCGUGGGGGUUUAUUCCCAACUUUUCAUGCGAGGGCGAUGGUCCAUGCACAAGAGAAGACAACAUGGGUUGGAGGUAUCUCGUCUUUACGCUCGGGGCGAUUACCUUUGUUAUGUUUUUAUGUCGGUUCUUCCUCUUCCAUCUUUACGAGUCGCCAAAAUUCUUGCUCUCAAGAGGGAGGCAGGCAGAGGCUGUGGCAACUAUACAUGCUAUUGCAUACAAAAAUAAAGCGAAGACUUGGCUCACUGUGGAUAUUCUUAACGAAAUUGGCGGCCAUCCGGACGAGGAGCCUACCUCCCAGAAGUUGAGCACGACGGAAGUGAUCAAGAGGCAGCUUGUGAAGUUCUCAGGAACCAGAAUUGCUCCUCUCUUCGCAAAUAAGCGCCUUGGUAUUACUACCGUUUUGCUCUGGUUUUGUUGGUCAACGAUUGGAAUGGGUUAUCCGUUAUUUAACGCAUUCCUACCACAAUAUCUUGGGAAUCAGGAGGCCACCCCUAUAAAUAUUGUCUACCGCAAUUACGCAAUUACCUCCAUAGUCGGUGUCCCCGGAUCCAUCAUAGCAUGUUACACUGUUGACAUACCCUACAUCGGCCGUAAGGGUACCAUGGCUAUAUCAACCUGCAUCAGUGGCAUAAUUCUCUUCUGUUUCACCAUUUCCAAAAACCCGAAUGCCCAGCUUACUUGCACCUGCCUGGAAGCAUUUUUCCAAAAUAUCAUGUACGGCGUUUUGUAUGCGUACACGCCAGAGGUAUUCCCUGCGCCGAAUCGCGGUACCGGGACGGGAAUUGCAAGUUGCUUGAAUCGCAUUUGUGGCUUGUUGGCACCGAUUGUGGCCAUUUAUGCUGGUGGUAACAAUCCAGAUGCGCCAAUCUAUACAAGUGGUGCACUUUUCUUGGCCGCUUUUAUCGCGAUGUGCUUGUUGCCGAUUGAGACAAGAGGGAAACAGUCACUGUAA
Uncinocarpus reesii 1704 is the source of this 1566-nucleotide messenger RNA. RefSeq lists its product as uncharacterized. Gene Ontology annotation, molecular function: transmembrane transporter activity. Gene Ontology annotation, biological process: transmembrane transport. The coding region runs from base 1 to 1566 and encodes 521 amino acids. Lineage: Eukaryota; Fungi; Ascomycota; Eurotiomycetes; Onygenales; Onygenaceae. Gene Ontology annotation, cellular component: membrane. The record is from RefSeq and is a predicted model, not a curated record. The transcript has 8 exons.